UGUUACGAACAAAAACAGUACAAAAAUGGUCUCAAAUUCUGUAAGAUGAUCCUCUCUAAUCCAAAAUUUGCUGAACAUGGAGAGACAUUGGCCAUGAAAGGGCUGACGUUGAAUUGUUUAGGGAAAAAAGAAGACGCGUACGAAUUCGUCCGGAAAGGGCUACGGAAUGAUGUCAAAAGUCAUGUGUGUUGGCAUGUUUACGGGCUCUUGCAGCGCUCCGAUAAAAAAUACGACGAAGCGAUUAAGUGCUACCGAAAUGCUCUGAAGCUGGAUAAAGACAAUCUGCAGAUCCUCAGAGACCUUUCCCUGCUGCAGAUCCAGAUGAGGGACCUCGAAGGAUAUAAGGAAACCAGAUACCAAUUACUUCAGCUCCGGCCCACUCAAAGAGCAUCCUGGAUUGGCUAUGCAAUCGCGUAUCAUUUGCUAAAAGAUUACGACAUGGCCUUGAAAUUAUUAGAAGAAUUUAGGAAAACCCAACAGGUCCCCCCUAACAAAAUCGACUACGAAUAUAGUGAAUUAAUAUUGUACCAGAAUCAAGUGAUGAGAGAAGCAGAUUUCUUUCAAGAAUCAUUGGACCAUAUAGAAACUUACGAAAGGCAAAUCUGCGAUAAACUCAUGAUAGACGAGAUUAAAGGGGAAAUGUUGCUGAAUUUGGGGCGCCUGGAAGAAGCGGCUGAAAUCUAUCGGGAGCUUAUCGAUCGCAAUGCAGAAUGUUGGAGUUACUACGAGGGCCUGGAAAAAGCUCUGCAGCCACACUCUUUAGAAGAGAGGCUAGAAUUGUAUGAAGAAAUAAGCAAGCAACAUCCACGGGCUGUUUCCCCUCGAAGGCUACCUUUAAACUUCGUCACAGGUGAAAAAUUUAGAGAAUUGUUGGAUAAAUUCCUAAGGGUUAACUUCAGCAAAGGUUGCCCACCCCUGUUUACAACUUUGAAGUCUUUGUACUACAGUACAGAAAAGAUUUCAACAAUUGAAGAGCUGGUAAUUAGUUAUGAAGCUUCUUUGAAAACCUGUCACCUGUUUAGUCCAGAUGAAAAUGGAGAGCUUGAACCGCCAACGACGCUGCUCUGGGUUCGGUAUUUCCUUGCCCAGCAUUUUGACAAGCUUGGCCAAUUUUCCUUGGCAUUGGAUUACAUCAACUCUGCUGUGACGAGUACUCCGACAUUAAUAGAGCUGUUCUAUUUGAAAGCCAAAAUUUAUAAGCAUGUGGGCAACCUCAAGGAAGCGGCCAGAUGGAUGGAUGAGGCCCAGUCCUUGGAUACGGCAGACAGGUUCAUCAAUUCCAAGUGUGCAAAAUAUAUGCUGAGAGCCAAUUUGGUCAAGGAAGCCGAGGAGAUGUGUUCCAAAUUCACACGGGAAGGGACUUCUGCCACGGAGAAUCUCAAUGAAAUGCAGUGUAUGUGGUUUCAGACGGAAUGUGCCCUUGCUUUUCAAAGAUUAGGAAAAUACGGGGAAGCCUUGAAACAGUGCCACGAAAUUGAGAGGCACUUCUUUGAGAUCACCGAUGACCAGUUUGACUUCCAUACCUAUUGCAUGAGGAAGAUGACCUUGCGUGCCUACGUCGACCUCUUGAGGUUGGAAGACGUGCUGAGAAAACACGCCUUUUAUUUCAAGGCGGCGCGAUCGGCCAUUGAAAUUUACUUGAAGCUGCACGACAACCCGCUGGCCAGCGAGAACAAAGAGCAAGAAGUGAACUCAGAAAACCUUUCCGCCAAAGAACUGAAGAAAAUGCUCAGCAAGCAACGGCGGGCGCAGAAGAAAGCAAAGCUGGAGGAGGAGAAGAAACACGCAGAACGAGAGCGGCAGCAGAAGAGUCAGAAGAAGAAACGAGACGAAGAAGAGGAGGAGACCAGCGGCCCGAAGGAAGAAUUGGUUCCUGAGAAACUGGAAAGGGUGGAAAAUCCGUUGGAAGAGGCGAUUAAGUUCCUUAUACCACUGAAGAAUCUCGCAGCCGACAACAUAGACACCCAUCUGCUAGCCUUUGAAAUAUAUUUCAGGAAAGGAAAGUUCCUGCUAAUGCUGCAGUCCAUUAAAAGGGCUUUUGCUAUUGGCGAUAACAACCCCUGGCUACAUGAAUGUUUGAUUAAAUUUUCCAAGUGUGUGUCAAAUCACAGUAAUUUGCCAGAAAUCGUGAACAAGGUUCUUACGCAAGAAAUGGAGAAGAUUUUUAUUAGCAAGGAUUUGGAAAGUUUCAACGAAGAAUUUCUCAAACGUAAUUCUACCUCCAUACAGCACCUGCUGUCAGGUGCCAAAAUGAUGUAUUUCCUGGAUAAUUCAAGGCAGGAGAAGGCAAUCGCUAUGGCUACUAGGCUCGACGAAGUCAUGAGGGACAGAAACGUGAAGAUUUUAACGAUGGUGUUGGAUUUCUUGCGUGACGGCACCUUCGGCGAAUGCCACAGCCAGAGUGAGGCGUAUCGGACCGCGUGCCACAAAAUGUUCCCUUUAGCGACAGCCUUCAUGUCUCCCAGCAGCGACGAGGACAGUUGCUUUGCCCCCAUGAACCACAUGGCCAUCAAUCAUGAAGUGCUGACCAAUGAGAUUUGAAGCAGAAGGCGGGGCUUGCUCCUCCAAGGGAUCUUUUGGGAUCUCCCAGCCGGAUCUCUUCGGAACCUACUCAGCUGUCCAAUCCGGGAAACUGGAGGCAAAUCUGCUCCUUUUUUUUCCCCUCAGGAAGAGCUGACAAUAUUAACAGCCUUUUUUUUUUUUUUUGCAUAAUACUGGCCCUGUUUAUACUUUGUACAGCUAUAAAUCUUUCUAUUCUGAAUCGAUGACCCAUUGAGUAUGUCAAUCGAUUCCAUUGAGUAUGUCAAUAAAUAAGACCAUUUCUUCCAAAACGUGUUGGAUUGGAGAAUCUGAGAAGAGGCCGCCAUCUUGACUCUCUCGCCCUCCACGGAGAGUCCUGCCUGUGAACGUUAACAAACCAGGAUAAAUAUAUCCUCCACACGUGUUUUUCAUCGGUUUUAUGUUUCCAUGGGGGUCCUUGGUGCUCCCUGAGCUGGAUGGUUUCAUUGCCCAACUAGGUAACAAACGCGGGGCAAAAACCCCGCUCCCUUCUGGCACUGAUGACAUCACCUAGUUGGGUCACGAAACGUCUGCAAGAAAACCACCAACCUCAGAGAGCACCGAGGACUCGGUCAUUACAACCCUGAGCUACCCAUAUUAUUUUCCAUUUCUUUCAAAGCAUGGCUCCUGAUGGGUACCAGGCUAGUUUUGUCAGUUUCCUAGUAUUGUAUGGAAAUUCUGAUUCAUCGGAAAGAUGCAUUCGGAUUUAUACAGUGGAGAAUGUCGUUUUUAAAACUUGUAAAUUAUUUUGUUUCGUAAUGAUUCUUUUCAAUGAUCCAUUAAACCCUUAAUACCAUUAAGUUGCCAUUAUGACGAUUAAGUUACCUUUUUUAUUACUUAGGAAUUUUAAAAACAUUUCCCUUCCAAAACAGAAGGGAGGAAAUUAAUGGAGAAUGCGGUCAUAAUAAUAAUAAUGAUAAUAAUAAUGGUGAGCUACAUUAAAAUGUUCGAGAAAUGAAUCAGGAAACCAAUAGUCGGGGGGAAAAUAAUGUUCUAUCACAUGCUGUGAAGUUGUUAACGUUAAAUAAGGUUAUUUUUUCUUUAAAGCACAACUUCGUUUAAUUAUACAUUGCAUUUCAUCCUUUCUUCCCCUGUUUAAUUUUUAUAAGUUGACGUACCUGCACUUCACGUAUAACAUAUCAACAUUUUGAUUCAGUUUUAAAUGUCGUCCCCCCCCCCCUUUCAGGACAUAAAUAACUAUUCCUGAAAAUGUAAAAAGAAAAUUCACUGUGGCUUGUAUAAAAAAAAAAAAAAACUUUGUUUAAAAAAAACCCCCACAAUGGAACCAGUUUGUUUUCAACUUUUUUUGAAUAAUGUAAAUAUUUAAGAUGGUCCUAUGCAAAAUUUA
Notechis scutatus (mainland tiger snake) is the source of this 3907-nucleotide messenger RNA. NCBI's taxonomy places the organism in Eukaryota, Metazoa, Chordata, Lepidosauria, Squamata, Elapidae. The record is from RefSeq and is a predicted model, not a curated record.